UGCUUACAAAUCCUGUACAGUACACAUUAAUCCUAUAAGACCUAACCCCCUCGUUCCAUUUUCCAGAAGAAUUUUUUACUCUUCACUGCUUCAGCUGCUCGGUUUUGUAGUCAACUACUAUGGCAACCAGAAUGGCCGCUAGAUACAUACCUCGCAGGUUUUCGAGUGGUGGGAAAAUACUGAGUGAGGAGGAAAAGGCUGCGGAAAAUGUUUACAUCAAGAAAAUUGAGCAAGAGAAAUUGGAGAAACUUGCACGCAAGGGACCCAAACCAGAGGAGAAACCAGAUGCAGGUUCAGGGGCUUCUGUGACUGAUGCUAAGUUUACCAGCUCUACCUCAACGUCAGGGGCAUCAACUGAGAAAGUAUCAACUGAUAAGUAUCGGAACUAUGCAGUUCUUGCUGGUGUUAUAACCUCUGCUGGUGCUCUGGGAUGGUAUCUCAAAUCCAAAGACAGGAAGCAAGAAGUCCAUGACUGAGGUUAAUUUCACAGGAUUUUGGAAGUGAAACAUGGCAUGAAUAGUUACCCUACUACUCUGUAGUUGAAAAUAAUCCAGACUUCUUGCAAACAGUUUAUGUUGUUUCUUGAUAUGACAACAGAGGUGUUUGAUUUACUGGUUCUUUGAUCUCAAAGAAAAAAAAAAUUGCAAUUGAAAGAACAAAACCAUGAUAUUCCAUUUUGUGUUUUUUGUUUCUUUUAAUUGGUCUAAUUCGAGUUUGUAGAUUAGGGUACAGACAGGCAGUGAAUAUUUCAUUAUUUCGGAAUAAAAGUAAUUUGAGAUUUUACACCAUCUAAGAACUUUGACUAAGUUCUCUUUGUUUUUCCUUUAUAAGUUAUGGUAAUCGGUUAUCUAUCAGGAUGCUAUUAAGCAAGGCUUAAACAUUCCAUUAUUUCCUCUUUUCUCUUCCACUGAAUGAUAGGA
Messenger RNA from Durio zibethinus, 920 nucleotides. RefSeq lists its product as uncharacterized. Gene Ontology annotation, cellular component: respiratory chain complex I. NCBI's taxonomy places the organism in Eukaryota, Viridiplantae, Streptophyta, Magnoliopsida, Malvales, Malvaceae. The record is from RefSeq and is a predicted model, not a curated record.